CCGUCGCCUACGUUGCCGCUAUGGACGGGGACGAAGAAUCCAACAAAAUUGCCAACGACGCAUGGACAGCGAGCAUCGUAGACGGUAAGCCGAUCGCUUCCUACUGCGGUGGCCGGUUUAUGUCGGCAACUUUGACGGUCGUAAGUUAUGGAAAGUGGUCUUCGGAGAUGGACAUCAUCACAUACGACAUGAAGGUGGACAUUGACCUGCCCCAAUCCGGCUCUAGCCCGGCCUUCUCCAGGAAAAACCAAGUCUUCGAGGUGACUAAAGGACCCGGAGAGGAGCUCAAAAUUGGAAAGAAUCCAUGCCGCAGUGAUCUAUCAUAAGUCACAAUUCUGCCGGCUUGAGCAGAUGGUGCUUCGCAAUCGCGUAACGCUUCGC
This is a messenger RNA of Paramacrobiotus metropolitanus, 381 nucleotides long. RefSeq lists its product as uncharacterized. The transcript has 3 exons. Lineage: Eukaryota; Metazoa; Tardigrada; Eutardigrada; Parachela; Macrobiotidae. Bases 21 to 326 code for a protein of 101 amino acids. The record is from RefSeq and is a predicted model, not a curated record.